Phytophthora infestans T30-4 is the source of this 696-nucleotide messenger RNA. RefSeq lists its product as uncharacterized. Gene Ontology annotation, biological process: cilium assembly. Gene Ontology annotation, cellular component: ciliary basal body; ciliary transition zone. The record is from RefSeq and is a predicted model, not a curated record. The transcript has 4 exons. The coding region runs from base 25 to 696 and encodes 223 amino acids. NCBI's taxonomy places the organism in Eukaryota, Oomycota, Peronosporomycetes, Peronosporales, Peronosporaceae.
GAUCCUCAAUACCACGUGAUAUCUAUGGAGCAUCGGGGGCGAACAUUGGCGGCUCAGCUGCAAUUCAUGGAGCGCAAUGGACGCGCGUUGGAGGAGCUUGUAGCUAAAAUGAUGAAGGCACGAGAGGAACAAGAGGCAUUCCUAGGGUCGUUUGCUAAGAGUCUCGAGGACAUCGCGGCGCAGGAGGAAUGCGCGCCGCUGGCCCAGUGUCUCGGGAGUCUGGGCGAGUGCAGUCAGAAGUUGGUGAGCGAGAGCCACGACGUAAUGAUGCUGAGGCCCGAGACGGAGAUUUUACAGGUGGUCACUCAGAUUCAGGACUGGGCCAUUGUUCCCAUGAAGAGACUGUUGGAAGAUCGGGAGAAGGCCACCAAGAUCGAGGCCAAGCUGCAGAAGGAGUAUGAGGAGCUGAAGCGAGGAAGCUCGACCAAGGAAAAGGAGAAGAAGCUGAGGAUGCUAUCGGACCAGAAACGGCGAGUGGAGAACGUCAAUUCGUUGCUGGACAGACACAUGGAGAGCUUUGACCGGUAUCGCAUGCAGAAAAUGAAGAAAAUAGUGAGCGAGCUGGCUCGUUCGCAAGCAUUUUACCAUGCAAAAGGGCUGGAGCUCUUCACGACUUCGUGUCAAGGGGUAGCAAAACUUCAGUCAACGGGUGUGGUCAAAAGAACACUUCAAUUUAACCCUGCAGAGACAGGUUAG